Triticum turgidum subsp. durum (durum wheat) is the source of this 1605-nucleotide messenger RNA. NCBI's taxonomy places the organism in Eukaryota, Viridiplantae, Streptophyta, Magnoliopsida, Poales, Poaceae. The record is from the annotation of a GenBank genome assembly.
AUGGAGGCUGGGACGUGGGCGGUGGUCGUGGCGGCGGCGGCCGCGUACCUGGCGUGGUUCUGGCGGAUGUCGCGCGGGCUCAGCGGGCCCAGGGUGUGGCCGCUGGUGGGCAGCCUGCCGGGGCUCCUGCAGCACGCGGAGGACAUGCACGAGUGGAUCGUCGGCAACCUGCGCCGCACCGGGGGCACCUACCAGACCUGCAUCUUCGCGGUGCCGGGCGUGGCCCGCCGCGGCGGGCUGGUCACGGUCACGUGCGACCCCAGGAACCUGGAGCACGUCCUCAAGGCGCGCUUCGACAACUACCCCAAGGGCCCCUUCUGGCACGGCGUCUUCAGCGACCUGCUCGGCGACGGCAUCUUCAACUCCGACGGCGACACCUGGGUGGCGCAGCGCAAGACGGCCGCGCUCGAGUUCACCACCCGCACCCUCCGCACCGCCAUGUCCCGCUGGGUCUCCCGCUCCAUCCACCACCGCAUGCUCCCCAUCCUGUCCGACGCGGCGGCCUCCGGCGCGCACGUCGACCUGCAGGACCUCCUCCUCCGCCUCACCUUCGACAACAUCUGCGGCCUCGCCUUCGGCAAGGACCCGGAGACGCUCGCCCGUGGCCUCCCCGAGAACGCCUUCGCCACCUCCUUCGACCGCGCCACGGAGGCCACGCUCAACCGCUUCAUCUUCCCGGAGUUCGUGUGGCGGUGCAAGAAGUGGCUGGGGCUCGGCAUGGAGACCACGCUGGCGCGCAGCGUCGCGCACGUCGACCGGUACCUCUCCGCCGUCAUCAAGACGCGCAAGCUCGAGCUCGCCGGCAAGAUCGACGGGUCGGGUGCGACCACGCCGCACGACGACCUCUUGUCGCGCUUCAUGCGCAAGGGGACCUACUCCGACGAUUCCCUGCAGCACGUGGCGCUCAACUUCAUCCUCGCCGGCCGCGACACCUCCUCGGUGGCGCUCUCCUGGUUCUUCUGGCUGGUCUCCACCCACCCCGACGUGGAGCGCAAGAUCGUGCGCGAGCUCUGCGCCGUCCUGGCGGCGUCCCGCGGCGCAGACGACCCGGCAUUGUGGCUGGCCGCCCCGUUCGACUACGAGGAAUUGGACCGCCUAGUGUACCUCAAGGCGGCGCUCUCGGAGACCCUCCGGCUGUACCCGUCCGUGCCGGAGGACUCGAAGCACGUGGUCGCCGACGACUACCUCCCCGACGGCACGUUCGUGCCGGCCGGGUCGUCGGUGACGUACUCCAUCUACUCGGCCGGGCGCAUGAAGACGGUGUGGGGCGAGGACUGCCUCGAGUUCCGGCCGGAGCGGUGGCUGUCGGCCGACGGCACCAAGUUCGAACCGCACGACUCGUACAGGUUCGUGGCGUUCAACGCCGGGCCGCGCAUAUGCCUGGGCAAGGACCUGGCGUACCUGCAGAUGAAGAACAUCGCCGGGAGCAUCCUCCUCCGUCACCGCCUCGCCGUGGCGCCGGGGCACCGCGUGGAGCAGAAGAUGUCGCUCACGCUGUUCAUGAAGCACGGGCUCCGGAUGGUGGUGCGCCCGCGCGACCUCGUCCCGACCCUCGACGAGCUCCGCGCCGCGGCCGCGGCGCCCGCCGUCGCGGCCUGCGCGUAG